Tribolium castaneum (red flour beetle) is the source of this 463-nucleotide messenger RNA. RefSeq lists its product as uncharacterized. The transcript has a single exon. Gene Ontology annotation, molecular function: zinc ion binding. The record is from RefSeq and is a predicted model, not a curated record. Bases 1 to 399 code for a protein of 132 amino acids. Lineage: Eukaryota; Metazoa; Arthropoda; Insecta; Coleoptera; Tenebrionidae.
AUGGCAACAAUAACAAUCACGGAAAAUUCCAAAGUAAAGAACAAGGAAAAGGAUUUGAAGGAAGCCACAACGUCGCACGACCUAGACCAAGUCCUAGACAAGGUCAAGAAAAUUGAUAACACAUGUUCGUUCAUAAAAUGCAAAAAUCGGACCAAUGACUUCGCCAUCGAGUGCAAGUACUGCAAAGGGAGGUUUUGCCCCACGCAUGGGCUCCCCGAAAUACACGGGUGUGGGGAUGCUGUGAGGAAAGACGAGAGGCAGAAGUACUUGCACCCAAAUGUGAAGUUGACGCAAGAGAAGCAUUCGCAAGCACAAACUAAACUCAAUAUGAAACUGAAGCAAAUGCAGCAGGAGAGGAAGGCAAAACAGGGGUCCACAAGUAAGGGGAAGAAGAAAUAAUUUUCUUUAUAAUGUAACUAAUCGUUUGUAAUUUAAUAAAAUAAAACAUCAAUUAACUUGAUAA